UGUCGGCGCCCAGAGGGAGGUAGAAAGCCCUAAGCCACCCUGGACCUGCCACCAUGGAUGAGUCCUCGCUGCCUAUGGUUCCAGCCCCUAUUGCUGCUCCAGGGCCAGCACCAUCGGCCGCUGCCCCUCGGGUGCCCUUUCACUGCAGCGAAUGUGGCAAGAGCUUCCGUUACCGAUCGGACCUGCGGCGUCACUUUGCUCGGCAUACAGCGCUCAAGCCCCAUGCAUGUCCUCGCUGUGGCAAGGGCUUCAAGCAUAGCUUCAACCUAGCUAACCACCUGCGCUCACACACCGGAGAGCGGCCCUAUCGAUGCUCUGCCUGCCCUAAGGGAUUCCGAGACUCCACUGGCCUGCUGCACCACCAGGUCGUCCACACUGGCGAGAAGCCGUACUGCUAUUUGGUCUGCGAGCUCCCGUACUGCUGUUUGGUCUGCGAGCUCCGCUUCUCCUCUCGCUCCAGCCUGGGCCGCCACCUCAAGCGACAGCACCGGGGCGUCCUUCCGUCUCCCCUGCAGCCGAGCCCAGGCCUGCCUCCCCUGAACUCCCCCUGCUCAGUGUGUUGCAACGUGGGUCCCUGUACGGUUUGUGGAGGUGGAGGGGCUGGCGGAGGAGAGGGCUUGGAGGGAGCAGGAGCAACCAGCUGGGGACUAGCAGAGGCGGCAGCUGCCGCAGCUGCCUAGUUGCCCCCGUUUGCAUGUGGCGCCUGUGCCCGUCGCUUUGACCAUGGCCGGGAGCUAGCUGCCCACUGGGCCGCGCACACUGAUGUGAAGCCAUUCAAGUGCCCACGCUGCGAGCGCGACUUCAACGCGCCCGCGCUGCUGGAACGCCAUAAGCUUACUCACGACCUGCAGGGGAGCAAUGCACCCCCAACGCAGGUCUGGUCCUCGGGUGGGGGUCCAGAGGUGGCAGGAGAUGGCGAUGCAGUGGAGGUAGGGGAUGCCCCGCCGACCUGGGACGCCAGGCUACUUCUAAGCCCCACCGGGGCAGGCAUCCCCAAGCUGGAGGCACUGCUCCCUGAGGGUGAGGGUGCAGAGAAUGCUCAGGCUCCAGCUGCAGCAGCCGAGGCAUCCUCGGAAGACACACUGUACCAGUGCGACUGCGGGACCUUCUUUGCGUCUGCCCCAGCCUUGGCUAGUCACCUAGAAGCCCACUCGGGCCCAGCCACCUAUGGCUGCGGCCACUGCGGGGCAUUGUACGCAGCGCUGGCCGCUCUAGAGGAGCAUCGGCGUGCCAGCCACGGUGAGGGCAGUGGGGAGGUGGCCCCUGAUGGUGACGGCGAGCAGGCGUCUGGAGGGCCGGGGCCCGGCUCCUCCAGCCGUGGCAAGAAAAUCUUUGGCUGUUCAGAAUGCGAGAAGUUGUUCCGUUCACCUCGCGACCUGGAACGGCAUGUUCUGGUCCACACAGGGGAGAAGCCGUUCCCGUGCCUAGAGUGUGGCAAGUUCUUCCGCCACGAGUGCUACCUCAAGCGCCACCGACUGCUGCAUGGCACAGAGCGGCCCUUUCCCUGCCACAUCUGUGGCAAGGGCUUCAUCACACUCAGCAAUCUCUCUAGGCACCUGAAGCUGCACAGGGGCAUGGACUGAAUAGCCAGGCCAUCCCGACCUCUACAAGUCCAGAGCCAGACCAUAAUAAGAUGAGGCCCUUGCCUGGAAAAAUGGUGCCACCCAGAACCCACACAGGACCACAGUGAAGCAUCCUUCAGCAAAGGGGUCCAAGGACAUAAUUGUUGGGGACUGAAAUCUACAGAGGGACUCUUGACUUUGAGACCCCUGGAAUGUGGACAUGCUCGGAUCAACUGGCCUCCGCCACUGAGACCUGAGAAUGAAAAACGGGUCUCCACUAACACCUCUCGGCAGUUCACAUGUGGGUACCCUCACGGUCCUACCACCCUGAGAGCCAUCAUUCCCAACGACCUUUAUCUGGGGGAUGGGGGCAACAUCUUGGAAUCUUCAGGAUCCCCUCCAGAUAACACCCACCAGCCACUCACUGGUAGCCCCAGAAAAUGAGUAUAGCCAGAAUCUGCCUUUCCCCGUUUUGCUUCCUAUGCUGAAAGAGGACCAGGGUAGAUGCCCCCACCUUCAGUUAACCUCCUCAGAUUAGGUCUCCCUUCCUGCAGAAUGGUCUGACCCUACUCAUCGCCCCCCAUCCUGAACACUAGCUUAGACUGGCCCAAAGUCUCCCUGCCCUGUAGGUUGGAUUGACUCAGAUACACAUACUCCUGUGCACUUGCAAUGGGCUGGUGCAGGCUGUGGCCUGACUCCACUCUCCUUAGAGUAAUAGGGCAGACAUUUCCUUACGCUGUAGAGCACAGUCCUACAGGUCGUCCCAAUCCUGUGACCUGGUGGAGGUGGUAGACAUUGGAGUUUCCCUCCUCCUCAACUGUAGUACCUGUCAGUCUUUCCAUCACUACCACCUUGUCUCUGUGUUCUGACCCCAAGAUGAAAGGGGGACUUGGCUAGGGGUUUCUCCCCCGUGAGC
Chionomys nivalis (European snow vole) is the source of this 2478-nucleotide messenger RNA. RefSeq names its product flt3-interacting zinc finger protein 1-like. Gene Ontology annotation, molecular function: DNA-binding transcription factor activity; RNA polymerase II cis-regulatory region sequence-specific DNA binding. Gene Ontology annotation, biological process: regulation of transcription by RNA polymerase II. Lineage: Eukaryota; Metazoa; Chordata; Mammalia; Rodentia; Cricetidae. The record is from RefSeq and is a predicted model, not a curated record.